UCAUACACAGUGUUUACCUCCAUCUGGAACUCUUGAAAACCAACAUGAAGCCAGUGAUUGUGGUGCAUGGCGGCUCGGGGGCUUGUCCAGACGAGCUGUGCAGAGCCAGCGUGGACGGUGUGAAGGCGGCGGCUCGGGCUGGAUAUGCGGUGCUGGAGAAGGGAGCCUCAGCUCUGGACGCCGUGGAGGCCGCCGUCAGAUCUCUGGAAGACAACCCUGCCUUUGACGCUGGUCACGGCUCGGUGAUGAAUGCGGCUGGGGAUGUGGAACUUGACGCCAUCAUCAUGGACGGCAGCACGCUGGCCUCAGGAGCCGUCACCUCCGUCAGGAACAUCGCCAACCCUGUCACCCUGGCCAGGGCCGUCAUGGAAAAGACGGACCAUGGCAUACUGACUGAUAGAGGUGCCAGCCUGUUCGCGGAGAAGCUGGGCAUCCCCACGGUCCCCACUGAAGCCCUGGUGACGGAGAUGGAGAGGAAGGAGUGGGAGAGACAGAAGUGCUACUCCAACCAGGUCAAGGAGGAGUUCAACACGCAGUGGUCAAAUGACACGGUGGGUGCAGUGGCUUUGGAUCGCCAUGGUAAUCUUGCCUGCGCCACAUCAACUGGAGGAAUCAGACACAAAAUGGUGGGCAGGGUCGGAGGCGCCCCCAUUAUAGGAUCAGGAGCCUACGCUGACAACCAGAGUGGUGCAGUGUCCUGCACUGGCCAUGGAGAAUCCCUCCUCAAAGUCACCUUGGCCAGACUAAUACUCUUCCACGUCGAGCAAGGACGUGGGAUCACGGAGGCGGUUGAGAAGUCCCUGCAGCACAUGGGGGAGCGAGUGCGUGGUGGAGGCGGAGCCAUAGCCGUGGGCCCCUCUGGCCAAUGGGCAGCCAACUUCACCACAGUGCGCAUGCCCUGGGCCUGUGUGGACGGGGUGGCCCUCCACUACGGCAUCGAGCCCAAGGAGAAGAACCAGGAGGCGCCAUAGAGGAGAGGGGGGGAUAGGAGAGGAGGGGAGCGGAGAGGAGAGGACGGGACUUUCAGGAGGCUCCGGGGAGGAGAAGAGAGUAUCAGCAUCAGGAGGUGAGGAGAGGAGAGGCGUUUCAGGAAGGUCCAUAGAGGAUAGGAGCAGAGAGAAGAGAAGAGGAGAGGAGGAGCACCAGGAGGCGCCAUAGAGGAGAGGAGAGAAGAGGAGGAGCACCAGGACGCGCCAUAGAGGAGAGGAGAGAAGAGGAGGAGCACCAGGAGGCGCCAUAGAGGAGAGGAGAGAAGAGGAGGAGCACCAGGAGGCGCUAUAGAGGAGAGGAGAGAAGAGGAGAGGAGUGGAGGAGCACCAGGAAGUGCAACAGAGAGGAGAGGAGAGGAGAGGAGAGGAGAGGAGAGGAGAGGAGAGGAGAGGAGAGGAGAGGAGUGGAGUGGAGGAGCACCAGGAAGCGCUAUAGAUUGUCUCCCUCACCUGGCUAGAGGUGGUAUUACAAGUCAAGUCAAGCGAGCUCACACCUAUUAUAUGUGCAAACGAUGAAGCCUGCAAACUGGCAAUAAAAUGUCCAUAAAUAGUCUGUAAACAGAUAAAAGGUUAACUUGUG
Engraulis encrasicolus (European anchovy) is the source of this 1569-nucleotide messenger RNA. RefSeq names its product isoaspartyl peptidase/L-asparaginase-like. The record is from RefSeq and is a predicted model, not a curated record. Gene Ontology annotation, molecular function: beta-aspartyl-peptidase activity; asparaginase activity. NCBI's taxonomy places the organism in Eukaryota, Metazoa, Chordata, Actinopteri, Clupeiformes, Engraulidae. The transcript has 7 exons. The coding region runs from base 45 to 971 and encodes 308 amino acids. Gene Ontology annotation, cellular component: cytoplasm.